Messenger RNA from Coregonus clupeaformis (lake whitefish), 1100 nucleotides. RefSeq names its product germ cell-specific gene 1-like protein. Gene Ontology annotation, cellular component: plasma membrane. NCBI's taxonomy places the organism in Eukaryota, Metazoa, Chordata, Actinopteri, Salmoniformes, Salmonidae. The transcript has 5 exons. The coding region runs from base 174 to 1100 and encodes 308 amino acids. The record is from RefSeq and is a predicted model, not a curated record.
GCACAUCCUUAGAGUCAAAGGAAGGAUGUACAUACAGCAUCAUCCAAGGAACUGUAAAUGCCACAAGAUUAUGAAGAUUUGAGAUAUAUUAGAGAGGUGAAACACAGCGGCGACAUAUCGAAAGCCUGGAUUAGUUGCCUUUUCAUUUCAUUUCAUUUUGCCCAGCCUCCAGCAUGGGGACAGAGUGCAGUCGGCGGGGGUCCCUGGCGCUCACCCUCAACCUUGUGGCAUUUACGUGUGCCCUGUCAGCAGUGACCACCAGUUUCUGGUGCGAGGGGACCAGGAAGGUGGUCAAGCCCUUCUGCACGGGGCCGGUGACGACCAAGCAGUCAUACUGCAUUCGCUUCAACAGCAGUAACAUCAAUGACAGCCGGCUGGUGCAGUACAUCUGGGAGUCGGGAGAAGAGAAGUUCCUGAUGAGGAAGUUCCACACCGGCAUCUUCUUCUCCUGUGAGCAGGCUGCUGACAUGAAUGGUUUUAACUGCAGAGACUUUAAAGACAUUGCACCUGACCAUGAAAAAGGGGUCCUGUGGCUGUGUAUCACAGCUGAGUGUCUCUACCUCAUCCUGCUGUUCACGGGUGGUGUACUCAUGUGGUUAGAGCUGUGUCCUUGCCUCAGCGUCAUGAACAAGCUGAAGCUCAAUGCCUUUGCUGCCAUGUUCACCGCCCUGUCAGGCCUUUUGGGGAUGGUUGCCCACAUGAUGUUCACCACGGCCUUUCAGAUAGCUGUGGCUAUGGGCCCGGAGGACUGGAGGCCCAAGACCUGGGACUACAGCUGGUCCUACAUUUUAGCAUGGAGCUCCUUCGCCGCCUGCAUGGCUUCUGCGGUGACAGCACUGAACAGGUACACCAAGACCAUCGUAGAGUUCAAGUACAAGCGGCGGAACAUUGAGAAGAACCUGAGGAUCAAGCAGAAGCUGCUGGAGAUGGACCUGCCAGAGCAGAUGUGGGACAUGUACCUGACAGCUGUGCCUGCAGGGGGAGGAGGAAAUGCUGGACCUCUGGACCUCCCCGUCAAUGGGCACAAACCCUCCACUGGAGCAGCCUAUGUAGUGGGCCUGGACAGCAUGACAGAACCACAGGGAGAGGCCUACUGCUAA